GCAACAGCUUCCACAUCAAAGAAACAACAAAUCCACACCGAACCAUAGACAACUUUGAAGAAUAUUCACAAGGGUCAAAAGGUUGUUCAAAAGCCUGUUUUACAGAAGUCUGCUUCACCAAAGUUGAAUGAACAAAUGAAUCGACCCCAAAACACCCCAGUCCUACGUGAUGUCCCUACUGCCUCUAUGAAAGAUGAACUGCAAUUGCUAAGGAAAGAUUUUCAAGUUUUCAAGGAAUCAGUCGUUGGUGAGUUCACAAGUAUUGGCACUGAGUUCACCAAUCUUCGAACUUUCAUGGAUGACAACUUCAAGAAGCUAUUUGAAGCAAUCAAGGGGAACAAUUCUGUGGACAAGGCGGCCGAUAGUGAGGCGCCGGUACAUCAAACUGAUGCUGGGCUACAAUUAUCGCCUGAAGAAAACUUACGUCAUGAUUCUACCAUUCAAACAUCUCCGCCGAAACAUGAUGAUGAGUCAAAUAAGGGUGUUGCACCAAUGUUACAUGAGGAAGUUCCGGAUAUUGUAGUGACCGGCGGAAAUUUAAGUGCAGAUACACGUAAAGCUUCAACUGAAGAGAUUAAUCGGGCGGAUGAAGGAUCUUUCAACUCAACAGAGGAAAUGGUCACAGAGAUGCUCGUUGAGUUGCCUCUAGAAACUCGUGAACCGAAAUGUGCGGGAAUACAAGCCGGGGACAUCACUGAUCAUUCAAAUUUAGAGACCCCACCCAGGUUCGAUGACAACAUUACUAAGUCACAAUGGUUGAUCCCUGACGAAAUGUUACCAAGCCAAAUAGGUUCUACAGGAUUCUCUGUGUUUCAUCAAACGGGUCACAAAGGAUUUGUUAUGCCAGUAAUGUCUGCUGACAAAGGAAUACAAGAGGCACUUCUGUUCAAGAACCCACACCUUCUAUUUUUAAAAAGAAGCAUCCAUUUGUUGAAGAUCUAAUCAAUGGCCCGCGAAAUACUUCGCUUAUUCAACAAUAAUUUUAAUUGGCUCAAAAGGAUCUGCUUCUAAGGCAUGAUAAAAAAAAGGGUAAGGAAAGCCGUUACAAAAAGAAUAAGCAAGCUUUGGAUCCAGAUGACAUCAACUUUGGCUUCAAUUUUGGUGUGUUACAUGUUGAUGACAAAAACUGGUUCUAUCUCUUAUCGAUGAAUGGCCAGUCUUGGAAUGAUGAGCAUAUUGAUGUCAUUUUUUACUACUUGCGAAAAAAAGGCAAGUACGACAAGGAUAACAGUUUCAAAUUCACAACCGUUAACUGUAUGUUCUUCUCCAAAAUUGACGAAAUUCAUCGUGCAUAUGCUAAUCCGGAGGGGACCAGUAGUGUUGCUAGUUCGGAGAACGAAAUAUGCGAGUACAUU
Molecule: messenger RNA, 1355 nt
Organism: Lycium ferocissimum
Lineage: Eukaryota; Viridiplantae; Streptophyta; Magnoliopsida; Solanales; Solanaceae
Exons: 8
Coding region: 136-942 (268 amino acids)
Source: RefSeq, a predicted model, not a curated record